This is a messenger RNA of Biomphalaria glabrata, 8415 nucleotides long. RefSeq lists its product as uncharacterized. The coding region runs from base 597 to 7625 and encodes 2342 amino acids. The record is from RefSeq and is a predicted model, not a curated record. Lineage: Eukaryota; Metazoa; Mollusca; Gastropoda; Planorbidae. The transcript has 5 exons.
UGACAGUUCUUAGCCUCUAACCUUGAUCUCUACUACAUUAGUCUCAUAGUAACUAGACGCUUUCAAAAUGGUGGCUUGUUUCUCUUUGCCACAAUUGUAAGUAUAAGUAAAAUCAUGUCUAAAUUCAUUUCAAAGGAUGCAAUUUGUACUUAUUUAGAAUUCAGAAUGAUUUGAUGAUUUAAUAAGAGAAUUAUUUUAUUACGUCUAAAUCUAUGUGUACUUCGCCAACACAAUAUUAAUGACAUACAAACUAGAAGUCUAGUAGAAGAGCUACUAUGAAUGAUUAGUAUGAUACUGUGAUCUAUCUAAUCUAGAUCUAGAUCUAGAGUCUAAUUCUCUUUAUUCAAUAGAUCUAAUGAUUAAUUUUAGCUAGAUCUAGAUUAUUGAUAUUGAAGUUCUAAUUGUAAAAGUAGACUAGAUUUAGAUGUAGAUCUUCAACUACUUCAACUACUAGAUCUACACUAGAUUCAUUAAUAACAGCGAAAGUGUGAAUUACAAAAUUCCUAACUUAAAAAAAAAAAGAAGGCAACAUGACAGGUUCGUGUUGCUUUGAAAUGAAAUCCCUGAGAAAGUAAGACAUUGGAUCCUAAAGAAAAAUGAAUGCGUCAUUACGAAAUAAAAGGGCUCCAAGGAGUGACGACUCGCCGCUGCCUCCCAAACAGACCGAGUGGCGAAAGUACAGCAAGACGUUAAUAGAAGAGCUCAAGGAGAAGCUGGAGGACCGAAGAGUGAAGACGUUGGCGCUCCUGGCCGAGAACAAAGAUCUCGCGGCCUUUCACGAGAUAGACACUGAGAGUGAUGGCCUUGAUGACACUAGUACCAAUGUCACCAGCAAGAUAGACAGACAGUCGGCCCAGCAGGAGCUUGAUUCAGAGCAAAUGCUGGCGCUGUCGUCUCAGUCCGAGGCUAGCUCGCUGACUGACUGUGACUGCUGUAAAGAUGAGCUUCACUCCGCUCUGCACAGGCAUUGCGCGUUUUCAGAGAACGUGACUGGAUGCGAUGGGGACUGCACCCACUACUCGUAUUCUUUGACCUCAUCGGUCUCAACAGAGGAGGAAGAUCAUUCAAAAAGCACCAGUCUGACUCCUCCUCCGCAUCAUUCCAAAGAUACUGUGACUUCUCCAGGGCGGACACUUGCAGCUUACGGAGAGAACGACGCCAACAGUCCAGCUUUGACACUUAAAAAAGAGGCUUCAAGGACAGAUGCCUCCUUGAGCAUGUGCGGCGGUCUGAGGGUCCACGAUCACGUCAGCUCUGCCUACGUCGUCAGACGGUCAUCUUCCCACUAUUGUCUCACCGCGUCCACCUCACUGGUCACACACAAUGAGAAAGUAAGAAUGUCCAGAAGCUACACUCACCUGGACCAGGAUAUAGAUUACGAACUGCAGUACGAAAAAAUGUAUUCCAGUGUGUCGCGCAUUGGUUGCAUUAGAUGUCUAGAUCCAAGGGAAACAUUCGAUACUUCCAAACACUGUGAAGACAUACGCUUCGACGAUGUAGAAAGAGACACAACAAUUCAAACACAAUUAACAGAUCUUGUUAGUGAUAGCUUUGCUGGAACGCCAACAGGGGCUUUCAAAGAAAUUGCACAAACUAACGAAGUAAACCUCAGCCAAUCAUCUAUCAUUUCUAACAGAACACCUGAUCGCAAAGAAUUUCCCGAUAAAUCAAAAUUAACAUUAGAUAUCAGUUUUUUGAAUGAUGAGAUGAAGACUGGGGAUAGAAUAGCUGAAAUCAGGGAUGAAUACACAGACCACGUGAUUGAGGAUAGAACAAAUCCAGUUGGAAUGCAGACGGAAAUCGGGUUAGAAUAUUUAAAAACUUUGACUGGAAAACUCAAUGAAAUAGUUUGUAAUAAACAAUGUGGAGAUAUUAAAAAACCACUCAAAACUGAAUAUUUCGAGCCUGAAAAGAAAGUUACAGAUUUGGCGUCGUGUGACAGAAAAGCAUCUGAAAAAUGUUACUUUCAAUGGAAGCAAAUGUUUGAAGAAAUCUGCGAUGUUAUUAACAAAAGCCUGUUGGAAGAUAUUGACAAGAUGCUUGUGCUGCAGCUAAAGCAGAGGAUCAACCGUUGUUCCGCAGGCUUGAACGUCUCUAGCAACAGCGGCUACGCGACCUCAAUGAAGGACGUGGGGGAAAGCAGUCACGAGCUGGAAGGCUCUUACACGUUUUCGAUGAGUGAUUGGAGCAGCCAACAGCUGAAAAUGUGUCUUGAGAAGGCACGUCUGGCUAGUACUCUUCAGAAGAAGGUAAGUCAGGGGAAGAGUAACAUUGCUACAACGGCAGCCAGAAAGGCUUACGAGAAGGCUAUUGGCGAUUUUGACGGGGUUAUGAACGACUUCCUCAAGUCCCACUUGCCUGAGGACGGCCAGCGACCACGUGAUGACCAGAACAGAAUUGACCCCGUUGCAAGUUUCCGAAGAUCAGAAACGUUUGUCAUUGACAAAGAUUCGGACAUUGAACAAAGAUCAACGUGGAACAUCUCUGAGAGUCCGUUUUUAAAACUCGACACAGUAGCAAAUAAUGAGGAGUCCUACAAGCAAAACGAUGGAACAUCGGAUUACAUUGAAGAAGAUGUAAUGAAGGGAAACAAAUCAGGCCCCGGGAGUUAUAACAAUGACAAGCCACCAAAAUCGUCACCAACUUUUCUAGUUUCAAAGGAACCUCCUGUAGUAAGAAAGCAAGCAAAACGUAAAAAGCAAAGCUCUAAGCGCCAUAUUGCUAACCAGUUUCUCUCCGGGAUCAAAGGGUCAGACACUGAUGCUUAUUUGUUGAAACAUAAGAGCCCCGCGGCAAAUAUAGAUUCGGAAAGUGACUCCACAGACAGUGUCUCGGACACAAUUGACCCUAACCCGCCUAAAUAUACCUCAUCGAUACUUGCACAGCUCUUGGACUACGAUUCACAAGAUGAAAAGACUUUCGGUAAACACGACCAGGCCGUAUCAGAUGAGAGGUUUCAAGGCUACGACCAGUCCGUAUCAGAUGAGAGGUUUCAAGGCUACGACCAGUCCGUAUCAGAUGAGAGGUUUCAAGGCUACGACCAGUCCGUAUCAGAUGAGAGGUUUCAAGGCUACGACCAGGCCGUAUCAGAGGAGAGGUUUCAAGGCUACGACAAGUCCAAAUUAGAUACGAGUCCUAUAAAAUAUGAAGUGUCAUUAUCAGAAACAAAGUCCAAAGAAAAUGAACAAUCCGAAUUAGACAGGAGGGCUGAACAAUCCAUAUUAGAUAACACAUUACAAACAAACGAACAGACUAAAAUAAUUGUAAACACUAAAAAUGCAUUUAGUUUAAACAACGACCGUGUGGUCUCAGACAUUACUUUUGAUUCAGAAGAAAACUUCGCAUGUAAUCAUCCUAUGGAAAACAUUAACACCUUUGCACUGGCCACGACAGAAAUCGACAAAGACCCAUGCAUUGAUUACGACUCUGAUUUCAAUACCGGAAGCAUUAGUGAAUGCAUUCAAGAGGAGGAUGAGAAUGUUGACAAUGACGAUCACGACCUUGGCCUUUGUUUCAAAACAAGUGACAAAAAAGAUGUGGACUCUUCAACUUUUUACCUUGACAGGCCAGGGCGUUCGAGAGAUAGUUCCGACAUGAACGACGAUGCAGCACUUGCUAAGGAGAAAACUAAUUUAGAUGUGUUUGAUUUAGAGGUUUUGAAUGGGAAAGAUGAACAAAACACAACGCUAGGAACGAAAGUAAAGACAGACAAUGUGAACAAUGAAGAAAUCGACCAUUCCACCAUUGACCCAAAAACAUUGAAGAGUGAAAAAACGAAGGACGGGGAUGUUUCUGCUUCCCACACUGCAGGCGGGGCCGCUUGUAAACCAAGCCACUUCUCUAAGAAAGAAGAUGAGGAAGAAAAUAUCGGUACAAACAGAACAAAAACGAGAGGGGUUAAAAGUUUUCAUCAAACAGAAACUCCUGGCACAUCCGCUGGCGUUGAUAUCACAGCCACUACCUCCAGCUCAUGUAACUACAGAGAGUCAAAGCGUCGAUUCGGCAAACAUGUGUUGAAGUUAUCUGAUGAUAAACCAUCCGACUGUGGCCGCGCGCAGUUCAUCCCUAUGGUAGAAUGGUCCAGCAGCGAAGAGGAUGUCUUCGAAGACUUGACCAGAGAUAAGAGCCCAUCUGACCUGCUCCGACAGAAACAGAAAGAAAUAGUGGAUGAAAAGCUUAAGAAGUUAACUGAGAUCUCCAAGAGGAGACGAAAAUCGCGAUCCCCAGUUAGCUACAGGCUACCAGACAGCUAUGUGAAUCUGAAAACCCUUCUGCAAAAUGCUCUGCGUGAUGGCGAUCAAGAGAUGAACAUAACGGAUGCCGCAUAUGCGUCGUUAUCAUUUGGUCAGAAACAGCUGUUUACCGUUUUAAAAAGCCCUGUUGAGGCGCACAGAGAAACUGUCCCAGCACAGCCAUCUGUCUCUGACCUACUGAUUGCUAGACUCAAUGACGAUGAGACGGACCCCGAUCUAAAGAUAGCAUCCACUGAACCGACACAAGGUUUGGCACAUGAAGAAAAUAAUGAAAUUAUUGAAGUAAGCAACGAGUUUCAAACUCCAGGGGACAAUACCAUUAAAUUACCUUCUCAACUAUUAAAAGCGAUUACUUCCCCUGAGUCGCCACAGCGAUUUGUGACAAUAUCUUCUUUCACCUCCCAGUCUCCUACGAAAGCUAAACAGCUUAACGAGCGAGGACAACAUGGCGCAGCUAAAGAACUCUCAAGCAAGACAGCAUCCACGGAUCGCGCCUCCUCUGUCAGCUCCACCAGUGACGAGUACAAUCUCCCUGAGAAUGUUAGCCAGGACAGGAACGAUUCUAUACCCCUUGAUGAGCUCUUCAACUUUGAAACUCAAGUUGGUGAAAUUCAGGAAGAAAAUAUUUUGCCAGACCAGUUUGAGAAUUCCGACAUCCUGAAAAAUACCCAACGAUGCAACCCCAAACAAAAAGAAAUAGGAUCUAGUCCAGGUUUAGAAAGUACAGAAAUUUUAGCUCAAGAUCAGAAAGUUCAAUUGACACUUUCCGGUCAAGAGACGAAAGCUGUAGACACUAGAGUAAGGGAAGUCAAAAUGGAACACCAAGUGGUCUCUCAUGUGCCGAGGCCGCUACUUACCGCUGUAACAGAGGGUGGUCCAUUUGUAGUUUGUGACGACAACGAGGACUUUCAACUCAGUAACAAAGAAGUCAUUCUAAACGAAGUGAGAGUUUUUUUGUCUCAAGAUCCGAAUAUCGGGAAAAGAAAAUGUUGUACUGACUAUGGUCAACAGUCUUCUAUUGCAAAAACUGACUCGAAGAACGCUGAUCAAAAAGGAACAACAAAGGACCAACUUGACUGGCACGAUGAUGAAAACAGGCUUCUAAUUCCUACCCCAGUGAAUUCUCCGUACAACAGCGAUGAAGACAAUGAACAUGCUCAACAUAUUGAAGACGAUGAAGAGGGUAAAGGCGAAGCUUUAGUUGACAAGCUAGACGACUGGAUGUUUGUUGGGGACUUUGAGACGUUCAGGAAAUUUGUAGACGCCAAAAAGACCACUGAUAAAAGCGAAUGUGUGUUUGGCGUUAGGAACAAUGCAACAGAACCAGUCAACUUAAGUCGCCUUGACUGCGUGAAAUCUGAUAUAAACAGAGAAAGUGAACAAUCGACAGAAGAAAGCCACAAAGAUGUCUCGACUAAAAUAUAUGUGGAGUGUUGCGGGCAAUCUUCAAAAAAUAGUCAUACAGAUGGACCAAAUGAUCAAAAAGAUACUAAUACACCCGAGGCCAAACGUUUAAGCCCAACAGUGCUAAAAAUCCUAGAAAUAAAUGCAAAUGCCGAAAUUGACUGUAGUAGCGAACGUCAGGGGCACAACCAGAAUAUACUGAGUUCACUUCUUGAUAAAAUUACUUUGUUAGAAAAUCUCCUUGGUCAGUCCCAAAAGCCAGACAAUACAACUAAGGAUCAGCUUUAUCCUAAUUCCGUUUCUUGCUUACCAUCUGAACACCCACACACCAGGACAGGACACGCAACAACUUCUCAAUUGCCCAUCAACGCCCCAUUGCUCUGUCCAUUCUGCAUACAUGAAUACCCCCGAAGUACCUUCCAAAACUGUUGGGAUUAUUACGGUAUGUGUGGCCGACGCUCCACUGGAGUGGUGCACUUGAACGAGGAGAUGGUGGACCGAUUCGCCACAGACAAAGUUCGCUCCAGGGCGUCUCAGACCGAAGCCUCAAACGUUACACGUGAAAAAAUUGUUAGACUUCACAGUGUGUCCACACAAUGUCUACCUCACGAUUGUGAAUCUAACAGAAAUAUGGAAUGUCUUGUUCCCACCAAACAGACUAAACAAUUUGGAUGCCAGGUAGAUUUCAUUCCUACGAAAUGUCAGUGCAUGCAACAAUGUCUUUCUUCCAUAGACAAUCUGGAAGGGAUAGAAAGAAAGCUGCACGAGGAACUUGUCAGCUCUGUGAAAUCUUGCAAGAAAGAAACUGAGGAUCUUGUAAAUGUUGGAUACGACAGAGUGUCCACUUUACUGACCACUCAGUUAACUGAAUCAUUUGACCGAUCUCAACAGAUUCUAUCAUCCUUGAUGACCACUUACAAUCAAACAGUGAUCCAACAACUAGCAGACAUCAAUCGCAGUAUAGCGUCCAUGCAAUCCGUAAAGGAACUCACGACAGAUGGGAAAGGGCAGACAACAAAGACUGGCAUUGAUUACGACACGCUCAAAAUGAGAGUGGUCGAGUUGACAUCGCAGAGAGACGCCGAGAAAGUAUUCCACAAGAUCACGAGGGAGUCGCUGAGGGCCCUAGAGAGAGAUCACGAUAGACUGCGCCAAGAGUAUGUCAGGGCUACGUACCGAAGACAUCAUCAUAAUAUUGAGGGCGAAGCUCGACAACGUGUGUACAACCUUCUGAGUGAACCCGACAGCCAUCAUUGCAGACACAGAAGUGACAAGGGGCAUCACUCCAAAUACUUCACAAGACUCGCAUCAGACGAGACAAAGAGAUUCUAUUCCACGGAUGACCAACCAGAACAGCCAGCAGGCCGAGAUCGAUCUAUUCACACAGCCUGCAAAGACGAAUCCAGAAAACACAAGAGUGAAGGCGCUGGGUCGCGUGCCUGCUCUGAGACGAGCAAAUCAAGGGCGCAUCGGAGAGAUAAAAAGAGCGGACACUUGUCGAAGCGACACGACAAAGAUCUUAACAAAGACAUCAUGGCCGCCUUCGACAAUAGCAUCUCCUUCGGUAACAGUCGUAACUUCUCGUGUGAAGUCGUAAAUGACAGCUCGCUAUGUUGUCAAGUGGAGCUCAAACCAUCAAUGUCGCAAAGUGAAGAGAAUCGCGAACGAUCUCGCCCAGAAAGUCGAAGCAAGACAGAAAGUUCUCAGCAUCUUACAACAGGUAGCCGAGAAGAGCAUUCUACCAACACCGAGCGUAGCAGCACUGAACAACACUAUGGGAUUAAAGGUUCUCGAAAUGCAAAACUGCAUGCGUCAGUUGUCAAAGAUGGCGGUGCCUGUGCACUUCAACGACCAGCAGUAUUACCAACGAAUGAGUCGUCUGCAGAUAAAAGUGUCACUAAAACCAAAACGGAACCCGUGGUUUCUGAUUCCAAAAGUAGUUUAGCCUUAACCAAUGAUAGCUUUUAACUAAAAAAAAAAUAUUUUAAAGUUUUGUUUCUGAGUCCUUAGCUUCGCAUUGAGACACUUAAGUAGACGAUAGAUAAGUUCGAAAAUGACAGCGUGGACUCUCCAUCUUUUCUCUGCUAAAUGCUAUCACUACAUCUCUUGGCUACUUCCGCCAUCCCUCUCAAUGGAGCGCCCAAUUACAUAGCUUUCCUAGCUGUAGUAUUAUUAAUGACUACAGUUAACUAUAACUACUGUCAUCCUGACCAAUGACCUUGAGUUCGAAUUUAGCUAAUUUAGAAAACAUAGUUUGAGUUUUUGAUACUUCUGUAAGCAAGCUUAAUCUCUUCGCUACAGCUGUAAACAAGUUUAAUCUCUUCACUACAGCUGUAAACAAGCUUAAUCUCUUCGCUACAGCUGUAAACAAGCUUAAUCUCUUUGCUAAAGCUGUAAACAAGUUUAAUCUCUUUGCUACAGCUGUAAACAAGCUUAAUCUCUUCGCUACAGCUGUAAACAAGCUUAAUCUCUUUGCUAAAGCUGUAAACAAGUUUAAUCUCUUUGCUACAGCUGUAAACAAGCUAUGUGCUAAUAAUACAAAUUUAUGGAUAAUCUACGCAGAUCUAGUACCAUAACAGUGUUUUGUUACAAAAUAUUGCAUUUUCCUUUUCACUUUAUAAACAUAAGCCAAGUCAGAACAUUGAUAUAUUGUUAAUACUAAUUUUUUUUUUGUUUGUUUAAAUACAAAAUAUUGUAUUUGCUUAUUAAUGUCAUUGUUGUAAAUCACUAAACGCUUUUUUGUUUGUUUGUUUUUUAA